UUGGGGUGUGCGGGCGGAGUGGCAGCGCUUGACGCCAGGGAACUGAAGCUAUAUCAAGUGCAUUUGGAUCUGGGUCAGGUCAGCGGUGCGAGGAGGCCGGGGAGGGGAAGAGGGGGCAGGGAGGGGGGGCUCCAUCUAGGUCACAGUACCACGGCCAAGGGUGGUCUGCUAAGGUAUAAGAUGUACGUCGGUCAGCAGUUGCACGUGUCAGCGUGGAGGCAGCCACUACAUUCGGUCGAGGACAGAGGGUGGUUAGCAACAGGGUGGAGUGUCGCAAAGUGCAAGGUAGUUCACGAUCCAUUCGCGCAUAACGUGAGGGGUGCUGCCGGUGCGAGCCGGACUAUCAUGCGAGCGACCAGUUCCCUGCCAUUUACUCCUCUAACUGUUUACGAGGCGGGGAAUGAUCUGCGCGCUUCUAGUACCGCAAUGUCUUCCGCGUUUUAA
Danaus chrysippus (African queen) is the source of this 444-nucleotide messenger RNA. NCBI's taxonomy places the organism in Eukaryota, Metazoa, Arthropoda, Insecta, Lepidoptera, Nymphalidae. The record is from the annotation of a GenBank genome assembly.